UUAUAAUAUAGAUAAUUAUGGGCCACGGAAAUACAAGUAGUUACCCGUGGGGACCAAACGAUGUAUGUCCCGGUGGAUUAAUUUUACCAAUUCUGGACGAACGACUAUGGCCAAUCAAAGUACGGGUGGCUGUUUAUUUAUUUACAUUGCUUUAUUUCCUAUUGGGAAUAUCUAUUGUUGCUGAUGUAUUUAUGACUGCUAUUGACAAAAUUACUAGUCAUACAAAAAAAGUUUAUUUGGCUAAAGAGUUAAAGCCAAAUGGCUCGGACGUUUCUCUUCGACCAGACCAACCAGAAGUAAUAGAAGUGCGUAUAUGGAAUCCAACGAUUGCAAAUCUCACGUUGAUGGCUUUAGGUACAUCUUCACCCGAAAUUUUGUUGUCUAUUAUUGAAACGGUGGGCCAUCAUUUUGAAGCUAGAAAAUUAGGACCGAACAUCAUUGUUGGAUCAGCUGCUUUCAAUUUGUUAAUUAUUACAAGUUUAUGUACACUUUCGUUAGGCUUAAACGAAAAAAGAAGAAUACACGACUUAAAAGUAUUUUUAGUGAUAGGUGCAUUUAGUUUCUUCGCUUAUAUUUGGCUCCUUUUAAUAAUCGAAGUAAUUUCGCCAAAUGUCAUUGAAUUAUGGGAAGCUGCGGCGACGUUCUUAUUAUUUCCAAUCCUUAUGUUUUUCGCUUAUGCUACCGAUCAAAAUUGGUGUGGAAAAAGCACUGAACACAACACACAUCAACUAGACCUAGACCUAGGGCAGAAUGGAACAAAAAAUAAAUUCAUUUUAAAUAAUGGAAAAAUAGACAAGGAAAAUUUGAUUAAAUUCGUGAAAAAUGUAAAGAAAUACUCCGGGAUAACUGAUGCAGACGCAGCAAAACUUGCAGCUACCAAAUUGAUCGAUUCAACACAUCGCGGAGCUAUGUGGUAUCGCAUUGGAGCAGUUAGACGGUUUACAGGUGGCAAGCAAAUAGAGCCUGUUUUAGAAGACCAUCUCAGACAAGUUUAUGACGUAAUAAAAAAAAAUGGCGAAAAUGGAUACGAUACAUUAAACCAUAAGCCGCCUACUUUGUCACAAAACGAUGAAACAAAAUAUGCGAUAAUAGAGUUUCACGCCCCCACAAUCGCGGUUAAUGAAAAUAUAGGACGAUUUCCCGUCACCAUUUGGCGACACGGAAAUCUAAACACUAAAGCAACUGUUAGAGUGGAUAGUAUCAAUGGAACAGCUAAGGAAGGAGAAGAUUUUGUAAAAGUGAAGGAGAUUGUUGAAUUUAAAGAAAAUGAAGAAGAAAAAGAAAUUUAUAUUGAAAUACUUGAUGAUAAUAAAUGGGAACCCGAUGAAGAGUUUUUCCUUAGAUUGUCUGUGGUCCAUCAUAAAGAUUUAUCUGUAAAACUUGGUUGUAUUUCAAUCAUGGAAGUGACUAUAAUCGACAACGAUGAACCUGGUAUUAUAAGCUUUGGUAAAAGAGGACUAUUGGUAAAAGAGAGCACAGGGUUCGUCGAGGUGCCAAUUGUUCGAACGCAUGGAUCAGACAGCGAGGUCAGUGUCAAAUGGAAGACUAUUGAUGAAUCAGCCAUUUCCGGACGAGAUUAUGUAGGCGGCGAGGGUGAAAUUAUUUUCAAAGAUAAAGAAGUGGCUAAAAUUCUGCGAGUCGAAAUAAUCAAUGAUAUGUGUCCAGAGAAAGACGAAUGUUUUGAAAUCAAAUUAUUUGAAACUACAGGCGGUGCCAGAAUUGGAAAUGUUAAUAGGAUAGCCAUCACGAUCAGUAGUGACGAUGAUUUUGAUUCAGUGGUCGAUCGUCUGAUGUUGUUGACUAACAUAAACAUUCAUGCACUUGAAUUGCACCGUCAAACUUGGGCGGAACAAAUUAAAACAGCGAUGACUGUGAACGGUGGCGAUUUGACCAACGCAACAACUUUGACUUAUGUGUUGCACUUUUUUUCGUUUUUUUGGAAGGUCGUAUUUGCUUUCAUACCACCAGCGGCCGUGUUUUCUGGUUGGUUAAGAUUUUUCACCUCCCUCACGUUAAUAGGAGUCAUGGCCACGAUAAUCGGCGAUUUAGCUACAAUUUUCGGUUGCUUGAUUGGACUAGACGACGCCGUGACCGCAAUUACAAUAGUGGCACUCGGAAUGUCAUUACCAGAUAUUUUGGGAGCCUGCAUGGUCACUCGAGCGGAAACCCACGCAGACGAGGCUAUGAUACACAUCGCAGGUUCAAUAGCUGUAAAAGUAUUGAUGGGCGUAGGACUGCCGUGGUUUAUUUCUGCUUUGUAUCACUACUCUCACGGAAACUUGUUCGAGAUUCCGUCGACUCGUAUUGGUUUUAAUGUUCUUUUAUAUUCUGUUAUGGCGAUUUUGGCUGUAACUGUAUUAAUGGUCCGUAGAAAUACGGCCGUGAACGAGAAUUCAGAAUUCGAACUGGUUACCAAAAGCAGAGAAGGACCUUAUAGAUAA
Messenger RNA from Acyrthosiphon pisum (pea aphid), 2441 nucleotides. It is a transcript of the gene Calx, whose product is annotated as sodium/calcium exchanger 3. The record is from RefSeq and is a predicted model, not a curated record. NCBI's taxonomy places the organism in Eukaryota, Metazoa, Arthropoda, Insecta, Hemiptera, Aphididae. Gene Ontology annotation, cellular component: axon; postsynapse; sarcolemma. Gene Ontology annotation, biological process: cell communication; sodium ion transmembrane transport; calcium ion import across plasma membrane. The transcript has 14 exons. The coding region runs from base 18 to 2441 and encodes 807 amino acids. Gene Ontology annotation, molecular function: calcium:sodium antiporter activity.